Messenger RNA from Synchiropus splendidus (mandarinfish), 5068 nucleotides. Its product is annotated as adenylate cyclase type 4-like. NCBI's taxonomy places the organism in Eukaryota, Metazoa, Chordata, Actinopteri, Syngnathiformes, Callionymidae. The transcript has 25 exons. The record is from RefSeq and is a predicted model, not a curated record. Gene Ontology annotation, biological process: intracellular signal transduction; adenylate cyclase-inhibiting G protein-coupled receptor signaling pathway; cAMP biosynthetic process. Bases 464 to 4231 code for a protein of 1255 amino acids. Gene Ontology annotation, cellular component: plasma membrane. Gene Ontology annotation, molecular function: adenylate cyclase activity.
CACACGCACACACGCCCGCUCGCGCUCUGGACCAAGGGAUAAACUUUCAGAGUAGAGUUUAGAGAUAACUUUAGGUUUUUGGCCGGUUCUCCAUAUGAAACAGUAGGUGUCACCUGUUGUUAUCGUUAGAAAUAUGGAGGAGAAAUGAGUUGAUAGAAGAAGUGACAAGGAAGAAUCGUGAGGAGGAAACAAACAAACCUGAAAUGCAGUUGAUGGAUGUGACCCCACUUGUCAAUAUGGGACUUUAACUGACCUACAUCCGAGAGGAAAGAACUUGUUCAUCUUCAGAAUGAUCCUGAAAGGAAAGUGCUAAUGCUUCUGCUCAAUGUCCUGUUUGUGAAAUGGGCCUAUAUUUCACAAAGAUCAAAGACUUCUGUGGUGAGAUGAACACUGUCGUGACUCAAGGCUGACAAGGACCUUGAGCAAAAAUAUCAAGCAUUAGUGGUACCCAUCACUUGCCACAAUGCCCGGCAAAUCUGAAGAUGGGACGCGAAGGAACGGGAGUGUCGCUCCAUUGCAAGACCCUUUUCAGUUGGGCAUUGUAAAUGACUGCAGCAAUGAGUGGAACAGUGAAGGUGGAGUACUAGAGAUGGAACAUCUCAAGCCGCCUGCAGAAGCACAAAGCUCGCAGGUUUCUCAGGAGUUUGAGGAUGGAAAAGCUGUUCUGACCUCUGAACACCCCAUGGUCAACAUUAAAUCCAUGGAUGAUGACAAUAAACCCAUGACCAAGUUAAAAUCGGAACCUCAAAAAGACAUUGAUAGCUUAUCUCAAACGAAUAGUGACUGGCAUUACAGCAUCAUAAAAACAAGCCCCGAUUUAACCUGUAGUGAUUCCAGUAUUGACCUCUGUGUGGAUUCCAGUGACCUGAAGGGAAACUCCUUUGAGAAGAAAAGACAGCCUGGCACAGAGGAUAGUCCAGACCAAAGCACUAAAACUUUGCCUGGUGAUAAGCAUGGUAUGAGCAGCAUUUCAUACGACCCCCCAAAAACCUCAACCCGGGAAUAUAGACCAAGGGAAUCUGUGAACAGCUGGCAAGAGGAUGACGAAGAAGAAGAAGAAGAUUGGCAAAGCUUUAAAUCUGGACGCAGUGUUGUUGAUGGAGUGUGCUGCUGCUACCAAGCAGUCCACAGAGCUUUUCUGCGAUGUGUGGAGGAGACUCCAGCAAUGCUUUCAGGCCUGGUGUUGUCAUUGGUCUUCUGUGUGGCCAUCAUCGUCCUGAUUCCUGCGACCGGAAGGAAUAUUGACGUCCAUGUAGGAGCUUUGUCGGUGGUGUGUAUUGUCCUGUGUCUGAGUGCGAUCCUGCUCAUCUGCCUACCGUGGUUGGCCACAGUGAGGCGCUGUGGAGGAGCACUGGCUCUUUUUGUCUGGGGGACCCUUUACGUCACCGCGAUUGUCUUCAUCUUCACUGGAGGCCCAGUGACCGCUUGGGAACAAGUGGCAUUUUUCCUGUUCCUGUCUCUCAGUGUGUACACCGUGCUGCCUCUCUCACUGGCGUGGGCUCUCAUGGUUGGGAUUGGAACUAGUGUUUCACACAUCAUCAUUAUCAGUGUCUACGUCCCCGUCACCAGCCCAGAGACACCAGAUUUAGCUGUGCAGCUGGUUGCUAACGCCGUCUUAUUUUUGUGUGUCAAUUGUAUUGGGAUUUUCCACCUCUGGAUGACGGAGCACAACCUCCGGGUUUCUAACCAGAAACGGGAGGAGUUCAGUGCAAUACGCUCCCAAAAGGAAAUAAGAAAAUAUCAGCAGGAGCAGCUUCUCCUCUCUAUCCUGCCACGGUACAUUGCCAUGGAGCUGAAAACAGAGGUGAUAAAGAGACUGACCGAACCAAAGAGUGAUAAAGAGAAGGAGCAAAACUCCAACAAUUUCCACAGUCUGUACAUACGGAAACAUAAAGACGUCAGCAUCCUGUAUGCCGACAUCGUGGGCUUCACUAAGCUGGCCAGUACCUGUUCACCUGAAGAGCUCGUCGCAGUGCUCAACAAGCUCUUUGGACGGUUUGACAGCAUUGCAAAGAGAAAUGGUUGUCUUCGCAUUAAGAUCCUUGGCGACUGCUACUACUGUGUCUCUGGACUUCCCGACCCAAUCCCAACUCAUGCCAGAAACUGUGUUCAAAUGGGGCUUGACAUGUGCACUGCUAUCAGUAAACUUCGAGAAGCAACAGGAGUGGAGAUCAGCAUGCGGGUGGGUGUCCACACUGGAAAUGUGCUCUGCGGGGUGAUUGGCCUGCAGAAGUGGCAGUAUGAUGUAUGGUCACAUGACGUUACAUUAGCCAACCACAUGGAGUCUGGAGGCCUUCCUGGACGGGUUCACAUCACAGAGGAGACACUGCGGCAUUUGAAUGGAUCCUAUCGGGUCGAAGACGGAAACGGGGGAUCUCGUGAUCCUCUUCUUACAGGGAGAAAAACGUACCUGGUGAUUGAUCCUAAUAAGCCAUACGGUAUGGCCCGAAAAACCAAACCAGCAAGCACUCUGGUAGCCGGGGAGUCCCGACAGCGGGCGUCUGUGAAAAUGUCCCAGUACCUGCAGUCGUGGCAAACCAUCCACCCCUUCGCCGAUCUGAGUAAUCCUGAUGCCCGACGCUCCAAGAGGAAAAUCCGGCCUCCACGAAUCGUGACUCACUCUCAAAUUGAUGAUGAUGAUGUUUUUUGCGAUGAUAAUGCCAGUCGCCUGGUGGUCCAUAGUGGUGUAAGAAAAUCACUUGAUACCCUGAACCCUGUGAGCCGUAGAGCAAAGAAGCUCAACUGUUUGACUCUGCUGUUCAAUGACUUCAAGCUGGAGAAGCAGUUCCGCUUUUCGGAGGUGAAAGGCUUGCAUCACUCCAUGAGUUGCUUGGCGUUGAUCUUCGUGACUCUAUUCGUAGUCCAGAUGCUGGUAUCGGAAAAGAAUUUUGAGAUGGCAGUGUCCUACGGCGCAACAUUCCCAGUGCUGGUGCUCCUUCUGUCCAUCACUUUUACUGGACAUUUGAAGAAAUGGCACUCCAAAAUGCCAGCAGGCAUCCAGUGGAUAUCUGGCCUGUCCCAGGGUGUCUCCGCACGUGCAGCAGUGCGUGUAUUUGUUGUCUGUCUGUGUUUACUCAUCACCCUUCUGAUGGCAAUCCUCAACUUUCUCUUCCUACCAGGAAAUAACUGCACCGCAACAGUUGACAAGAAGGAGCUGCAGAGCCUCAAACUCUACACUGUGCCUUAUUACUUGUACUGUUGCCUGCUUGCCAUGCUGGGGGUGAUCGUCUUUAUCAAGAUUUGCAUGUCGGUGAAGACGCUGCUUCUAACGCUGGCUGUGGUCGUUUACCUGGCCCUCUUCAUUCACGUGUACGCACCGCGGUCCUACUGCCUGGUCAACAUGCUGUACAACGACACCAAGCCAGGAGUUCUCAAAGAUCCUCAGAUCAUGUCAGGGGUGUGGCUGGUCAUUUUCUAUGUCAUCUGCUUGAUACUAGCCAGACAGGACGAGUUAAGCUGCCGUGUAGACUUCCUGUUGGAAUGUUGCUUUCACAUGGAGCGCGAGGAGAUGGAGACAAUGGAGAAUGUCAACAAGCUUCUGCUGCAGAACGUCCUGCCACUGCACGUUGCCUCUUUCUUCAUGGGCAAAUCUAUACGCAACCAGGACCUGUACAGCCAGUCAUAUGAGUGUGUGUGCGUGAUGUUUGCAUCUGUGCCUCAAUUCAAAGAAUUCUACAGCGAGAGCAGCGCCAACAGGGAUGGUCUGGAGUGUUUGCGCUUCCUCAAUGAGAUCAUUGCAGACUUCGAUGAGCUUCUUUCAAAGCCCAAAUUUUCAUCGGUAGAGAAGAUCAAGACUAUUGGCAGCACCUACAUGGCAGCAGCAGGACUGACACACUCAGGGACAGAUGAGCGAAAGAAGGUUGACAUGUCCUACAGUCACGUUCGCGCCAUGGUGGAGUUUGCGUUUGCCCUCAUGAAUAAAUUGGAGUUGAUCAACACGCACUCCUUCAACAGCUUUAAACUUCGGAUUGGGAUUAAUCAUGGUCCUGUCAUUGCUGGAGUCAUCGGAGCUCAUAAACCUCAGUAUGACAUCUGGGGCAAUUCUGUGAACGUGGCUAGCAGAAUGGACAGUACAGGAGUGCUGGACAAAAUCCAGGUGACAGAGGAGACCGCACAGCUGGUCCAGAGUGUGGGCUACAACGUCACACUGCGAGGUGUGGUCAAUGUUAAAGGAAAGGGGGAGCUCACAACGUACUUCGUCAACUCUGACCAGUCCUCUCCCCCGUUUUGAAAACAUUAAGAACUGGAAACAAAUAUGGUGUGCCGUGUUUGUGGCAGGCAUUCAUGAAGAAACUGUGACACUUUUGGAUGCCGCCUGGUUCUCCAGUAUCAAGAAGUGAUUAAAAAAAAGCUGCCUCAAUGCUGAAACCUUACUGGAACUCUGCACUGAUGCAACAUAUUGCACAAUGACCUGUGAAUGACUUCUGUUGGAAGAGAGGAUGAAGACGUUUUUAACUCAUGUAUCAUCUGAGAAUGAUGUACUGUCUGUACUGUAUUAUUGUGAUGCUUGAAUUGUGUUUGUUGUCCUUUGUUUGUGUUGCAUUGAUAGGUUCUGAUUUCCACAGUAUGUCUGUUUUUCACUACUUUGUCACUACUCAGUCACUUUUUAAGUUUCUUCAGUCACGUCUCUGUUCAAUGGCAAGGCUUUCGUUUUCUUCUGAUCAACCAAGCACCUUUUCCAGUGGCAGUUUCAAACUUUGCUGAGCUUGUCAGGUCAUCCAACAUCAAGUAAACAUAUUUAGAUCACUCAGUUCUGUUAGUUAAACAGAACUGACUUACGUUUCCUGGAAGAGGUUGAACUGACCCCAACUCUGAUACCUAACCAGCUGUAGCAUCUCUUACACCCAAUGAUCUAGUCUGCGUUUUUGCACUGCCUAAAACUGCAAUAAAUAUUGCAAUAUUGCAGAGUUACAGCCUGAUGUUGCGGUGACUUGAUAAUGGUCAACUCUUGUUCACGUUGCACUUUUAAUUAUGUCUUAUUUAUGAGUUUUUUUAUGCGUCGUGUACAAUUUGAGUUACAGUGAAUGUCUUUUGUGUACAAGUUGAAAUAUUUUAAUUAAAAACAAAG